UACCUCUCGCUUCGCUAGUUCAGUAACAAUUCGGCAUCAGAAGCAGCAUGUACAUAUUACCAUCAAAUGUAAAAACUUUAACUUAACUUUAUUUUGUAACAAUUUGUGAACAUAGGUACUCGUUUUAUUUGGUAAACUAUUAGAAAUAAACUAAUAAUCAAAAUAUAUAGUCAUAACACGAGUAGUGUUAUUUACAUUUUUUUUCUUCAAUCAUCGCUGCGCGAUUUAUCAUCGGCCGUGGUUCGGGCGGCUUGGGGUCGUAAGAUCGUUUUUUACUGUUGACAACAAUACAGUUCUCAUGGCGCCUAACAUUAUUCGGCCUAGUCAAAUGUUAAUAUUCAACUCUGCCAUGUGUUACGUGAAACAGCGACAGCAUUCGGCCGCUGGAGACGUCGGCGGUGGAUCGUCAAUGUCGCCGAAAUCACCGCCGGCCAAGCGGACGUACGUAAAAAAUAUCUCACCCGAGGAGAAAAUAUUGCGCAAGAAAUUACGAAAUAGAGAAGCAGCACAAUUGUCUAGAGAUAAAAAGAAAGCACAAUUCAAUAUUUUAUCAGGAAUGGUUCAUGGCUUAAGAAAAGAGAAUGUACAUUUAAAAGAAGAAAUAGAAACUUUACGGGCCAACCAAGAGCAAUUGAUUGCCGAAAAUGAAAGAUUACGAGAACAACUUUCCAUUGAGUCAUCCGUACCAAAAUCAGUAGUUACAGAUUUCUGUACAACAGCAGUUAAUAACAAGUUUUCGAUUGAUGGACCUGCCGUGUCCAAUAGACACCCUCUGCAGAAGGGCAAACGGAGUCGAAUAUCUUGUUUGAUGCUCUGUUAUCAGAUUCUGUUCCUAUUACUGACCAUUCCAUCCUACAUGAUCUCAAGCUUCCAGAGGACGAUGAUGAUAUGGAUUGGCUUGACAACAAUGUUUCAAAACGUUUGGAGAAAAUUGCUGAUGAACUACUCGGCGAAAGUUUCCUUAAUGAAUGUUCUCUUGAUGAAAUGGUGGGGGACACAUCAGAAGUCAUGGAACCCGGUCAAAAUAUUGAUUUACCCAAUGCAAACAUAAAUGAUAAUGAUCCAAUAUUCAUGCUAAACACAGACACAGAUUUAAUUACAGAUACAGUUAAAAUUCCAAAUGAAGAAAUGCAAUUUUUGGCACCUAAUAAU
Messenger RNA from Melanaphis sacchari, 1152 nucleotides. RefSeq names its product X-box-binding protein 1 (gene Xbp1). Gene Ontology annotation, cellular component: nucleus. Gene Ontology annotation, molecular function: RNA polymerase II transcription regulatory region sequence-specific DNA binding; DNA-binding transcription factor activity, RNA polymerase II-specific. The transcript is spliced from 4 exons. Bases 299 to 1051 code for a protein of 250 amino acids. NCBI's taxonomy places the organism in Eukaryota, Metazoa, Arthropoda, Insecta, Hemiptera, Aphididae. The record is from RefSeq and is a predicted model, not a curated record.